Monoraphidium neglectum is the source of this 441-nucleotide messenger RNA. Its product is annotated as S-adenosylmethionine synthetase. Gene Ontology annotation, cellular component: cytosol. The transcript is spliced from 4 exons. The record is from RefSeq and is a predicted model, not a curated record. Gene Ontology annotation, molecular function: ATP binding; methionine adenosyltransferase activity. Lineage: Eukaryota; Viridiplantae; Chlorophyta; Chlorophyceae; Sphaeropleales; Selenastraceae. Gene Ontology annotation, biological process: S-adenosylmethionine biosynthetic process. Bases 1 to 441 code for a protein of 146 amino acids.
AUGCCUCUUUGUUGGCGUUUUUCAGUCAUCAUCGACACCUACGGCGGCUGGGGCGCGCACGGCGGCGGCGCGUUCAGCGGCAAGGACCCCACCAAGGUGGACCGCUCGGGCGCCUACAUCGCCCGCCAGGCAGCCAAGAGCGUGGUCGCCGCCGGCCUCGCGCGCCGCUGCCUGGUCCAGGUCUCCUACUCCAUCGGCGUGGCGGAGCCCCUCUCCGUGUUUGUGGACACCUACGGCACCGGCAAGGUGGCCGACAAGGACAUCCUCGCGGCCAUCAAGAAGGCCUUCGACUUCAGGCCCGGGAUGAUCGCCAAGAACCUGGACCUCAUGCGCGGCGGCAACAAGCGCUUCCAGAAGACGGCCGCCUACGGCCACUUCGGCCGCGACGACCCCGACUUCACCUGGGAGACGGUGAAGAAGCUGGAGGUCCCCACCGCCUAG